CGUUGUCGGUGCUGAAGUUGGGCGGAUGGAAGAAAAACACCGCGGAUGGAGAUUAUAAGGCAGGAUGCAUAUUUACUGUGCGAUUUAACAAGCAUCAACAUAAAACACGUAUAAGGUAAUCACUACAGAAGACUGACAACCAGAAUUAAAAGGAUGGUAUAUUUUUGCUCCCCUUGCGCUCAACAUGUGCAAAUGGUCCACCCACUGAGUCCCUGAGCUCUGCUGAGACCCAGGCGGAGACCGCUGUCCUCCUUAUCCUUCCUCACCUCCUGGCCCUCCAUCAAGGAUGGUGAGAACAACAAUACUACCCUGUAGACACACCCUAGUGCUUUACUUUUGAACCCACCCAAGUUCAACCAACCACUUACCUCAGCGCCAUGAUUCUCCUGCCGUGUCUGUCUGUGGAAACAACUGACUGAUUCUCAUGCCCCGAAGUUUAAGCGGAGUUGAUAUGAGAAAACGGCAGCAGCCACACAUUGAAGGUCCUCCCCAGGUGCCUGGCCACCCAAGACCCAAGAACUGCUGCAUGUGCUGGUGUGGUUGUUGUAAAUGCCUCUGGAAUGAGGACCGCAUGGAGGGUUCCGAACGGACAUGCACUAAAAUGGAUAGUAUUGAAGCCACGGAGGAGCAGCAACCCACUCUAGACGAGGUGGUGGCCUGGGCCCGUAGCUUCGAGCUGGUGAUGCGCUCCUCAGAAGGCAGGGAGAUUUUCAGAGAAUUUCUGCGCUCUGAGUACAGCGAAGAGAACCUGUUGUUCUGGCUGGCCUGUGAGGAGCUGAAGAAGGAGACGGACCCGACAGCGAUCGAUGAGAAAGCCAGGAUCAUCUACGAGGACUAUGUCUCCAUUCUAUCGCCGAAAGAGGUGAGCCUGGAUUCACGGGUGAGGGAAGGCAUCAACCUGAGCCUGGCGGAGCCCAGCAACAUGAUGUACGAGGAGGCCCAGCUGCAGAUCUACACCCUGAUGCACAGAGACUCCUACCCCCGUUUCCUCAACUCCUCUGUUUACAGAGACCUUCUGGACAGCAAGAGAAGCUCCUGCCUUGACACCUAAAGUAACCCUCCCCCAACAAACAAACAAAACAGAAAGACAAUCAGGGGCCAGAACUGGGUUAGAUAUUUUCCUUUUUUGAAAACCAGAAAAUAAGAAAUAGUUUAAGCAAUUUCAAGUGUCUGCUCGCGGGCGGUCCUGAGGGUUAGUUCCUGGUUUAACUGCAGAUCAGAGCUCCUCAGGCUACUGUUACAAAGAGAAACAAAAGGAAGGGUAGACCCAUUGUUCCUGUACUGGACUUUUGAGAGUUCUCCUUUUGCUCUGUCUCUUUCGCUCUCUCUCUUGGUCUGUAUUUUUCUCUCUCAAAUUCUGUCCCAUGCCUCAGACUUUUUUACAGUCCAAAAACAAUGCCCUUUUUAAGAUGGCUGUAGAGCUGACCGUAGUGAGCAGGAAAAUCACUGACUUUGCAUGUAACAAGGUAAUGGAAUUCGCUCUACAGUAGCUUGGUAUGUUAGCAGUGGACAACAAAGGCUCUUGAAUAUGAGAUGUAUUUUCUUCUGUUCUAGGGAUUACCUUGUCAAGCUCUUUAUGUGUUAUGUGAAGGGAAUAUUGAUAUUUGCCAAUUAGCUUGCAGUCUUUGAUUUUGAGAAGGUUGAACGUUUUACAGCAGUGUUAAUUUCAAAGCACUUGCCUUCUUUCCAACUCUAAAAGAGAAGGCAACUAAAUGUCUAAUGAACAUGACUUUCCACGGGAAAUCACAAUGCCUUGACGUGAAAAAGGCGGCA
Molecule: messenger RNA, 1773 nt
Organism: Coregonus clupeaformis (lake whitefish)
Lineage: Eukaryota; Metazoa; Chordata; Actinopteri; Salmoniformes; Salmonidae
Product: regulator of G-protein signaling 17
Exons: 6
Coding region: 425-1051 (208 amino acids)
Source: RefSeq, a predicted model, not a curated record